This is a messenger RNA of Vicia villosa (hairy vetch), 4226 nucleotides long. Its product is annotated as tRNA(His) guanylyltransferase 2-like. The transcript has 4 exons. Gene Ontology annotation, molecular function: tRNA guanylyltransferase activity; magnesium ion binding. NCBI's taxonomy places the organism in Eukaryota, Viridiplantae, Streptophyta, Magnoliopsida, Fabales, Fabaceae. The coding region runs from base 283 to 1857 and encodes 524 amino acids. Gene Ontology annotation, biological process: tRNA modification. The record is from RefSeq and is a predicted model, not a curated record.
AAAAUCUAAUAGAUGGUAAACAUACAAACAAAUUCGAAUCCUAAUUGCCAGGUAUUCACCACAAAUUGCCGCCAUAACAAUUUCAACCACUGCAUGAUCUAGAUCCCAAUUCCCACUGUACACCAACGCCAUAAUUCUAGGCUUUUUCUUUUAUACAUCGACAGGAAUUUUGUUAUUUCUGAAUAAGUGUAUUGCUUCCUUGCAUGAAGACAAGGCCACCAUCUGAAUGAUAGUUUGCUUGUGAGAAGAAAGAGAACAGAUUUACAAAUUUUUAUGUGAGAUAUGGCAAAUAGCAAAUAUGAGUAUGUCAAGGGUUUUGAACUUGAGGAUGAGGUGAUGUUUCCGAGUUUCAUCCUUGUUUCGAUCAAUGCUUGUAAACUUCCCAAGCCUUAUGAUGUAAAUUUCUUGAAUUUGAUGAACUCUUGUGCUGUUGCGGUGCUCGAAGAGUUUGCAGAUGUAGUCCUUGCAUAUGGGUUUAGUGAUGAGUAUACCUUUGUUUUCAAGAAAAGCACCAAGUUCUAUGAAAGGCGAGCUAGCAAAGUAUUAUCCAUUAUUUCUUCGUUUUUCUCAUCUGUCUUUGUGAGAAAAUGGCGUGAAUUCUUUCCGCAGAAGGAACUACAUUCUCCUCCUUCCUUCCAUGGGCAAGUUGUACCUUGUGCAUCCAUAGAUGCCCUUCAAGCUUAUCUUUUGUGGAGGCAAAAUAUAUGUCAUUUGAAAAAUCAGUAUGAUCAAUGCUUUUGGCGACUUGUUGAGCGUGGGAUGAAUGAGAAGGAAGCACAAGAGUUCAUGGAUGGAGCCAAGAAACGUGACUUAAAUGAUAUUUUAUUUGACGAGUUCAAUGUCAAUUACAAUACACUGGAUCCAAUAUUUCGACAAGGUUCCUGUAUUUUAAAGACAAUGGUAGGGGCUGUGGUGAAGUACACAGAAACAGGUGCUCCAGUUAAAAGACAAAGGAGAGAGAUAAUCACAGUGCAUUCCAAGAAAAUAGCAAGCCCACGAUUUUGGAAUGAGCAUUCUAUUCUUUUGAAGGAGCUUGGUGUUUUUGUAGAGGAGAUUAACAAUGUGAAACCAGAGUAUGUGAGGUCCUUUGAAUUUGAUAGCAAGUUGAUGCCAUCUACAUGGGUUGUAGUUCGGAUAGAUGGAUGCCACUUCCACAGAUUUUCCGAGAUACAUGAAUUUGCGAAGCCAAAUGAUGAUCGAGCUCUUAACUUGAUGAAUUCAUGUGCAGUGGCUGUCUUAGAGGAAUUUAGGCAGGAUAUAGUAUUUGCUUAUGGGGUUAGUGAUGAGUACAGUUUCAUUCUUAAGAACUCCACUGAUCUUUAUGGAAGGAGAGCUAGUAAAAUCGUAUCAGCCAUUGUGUCUUUCUUCACAUCCACUUACGUGAUGAGAUGGAAAGAUUUCUUCCCUCAAAGUGAGUUAAACUACCCUCCUUCUUUUGAUGCACGAGCAGUGUGCUAUCCAUCUGCUGAGAUAUUACUGGACUAUCUUUCAUGGAGGCAAGUGGAUUGCCACAUAAACAAUCAAUAUAACACUUGUUUCUGGAAGCUUGUUGCAUCUGGUAAAAGCAAAAAGGAAGCUCAACGUAGUUUAAAGGGUGCUCAACUGCAAAAAAAAAUCGAGGAAUUGUCUAUCGACUACAAUAAAUUGCCAGUGAUGUUCCGACUAGGAUCCUCAGUUUUUUGGGAUAGGCUAGACAAUGUUCUCAUCCAUCAGGAGAAUGGAGAGUCUUCUGAAAAUUAUGGAAAGGUCAUUGUAAAACAUAUUGACAUCAUAGAAUCAGCCUUUUGGCUAGAACACCCUGGUAUCCUUUAUGGAAAAGCAUAUAACCUUGGCAAAGCAACCAUACUCCAGGCCUGAUCACAAUCUGCUAGGGGUAUUAGGACCAAAAUAUUUCCUUUUAAACGAAAAAAGGUUAAACCCGAAGAAGUUGUUCCGUCAAUACCCCUGCCAGCAAAAAGGAAGGAAAGAUCCCCUUCAUCAUUGGUGGUUAGUGCUCCCAAAGUUUCAACGCAUACAGGCUUUACAGGAAAGAGAACAAAAACUGGUACAAGAAAGGCUGCUGCUUUACAUGGAUGCAGUUUUAUCCCCGAAGGUUCCACCAGUGUUAUCAAAUAGCAGACCCAUGGCUGCCAUAGUGGAUAUACAUGGAUGUUUUCGCCUUUUCGGGCUCGCGGCAAUGGUAAAUAUCGGCCGAUAUUGUGGGUUUUACUACCAUAUUCUGCUCUAACGGUGCUGCGAAGCCACCGGUAUGGCGGGAUUUUGGAUCUCCGUCAUGGACCGCCAUCCGCCGUCGACAACACUGGGUUCCAUAGAGAAAGAAGAAACAGAUAAUGAAAAUAUUCUGGCAAACUCAGCAUCUGUUUCAAUUUAGGACACUAGGACUUGCAUUACAUUUCAAUUUGUGGUCGGGCUUUUACUUGAACAAUUAUGACACUUACUUGUGAUUAUGCGCGUGCAUGGUUGUUAUAUUUUUGUAGGGUUCUUUCAUAGUUGUGACUUCUAAGAAACAUAGACCUAAUGAAGAUACAAACAACAAUAUGGACCUUACCGAAGGAAAGGCUGAUCUCUGGGCGCAGGCAAUAGAACAAAGUCCUCAAGGUCAAACUUACAAGGGACUCCUCUUGCCAAAGUAGAGUCUCCAGUUACUCCUCACGGUGGAUUAGCGAUGUCUGAAAUUACCAAAUCAGAGCCACCUACAUCUGUUCGGAGUGAAUUACACAUGCCUAAAACUAAGAACAAGAGUAAUGGUCAUAAAACAAAGUUUGGAGAUGUCAAGGAUGGAAACACCUUGCCUUCAGGACCAGUGAAGCGAAAAAGGCUGUGUCCUGCUAAUCAGAAGAGAACCGCAGCAUCUGGGAUGUCUGCCUCAGCACAACUCGUGUUAGAUGCAACAGGGAGCAGGUGCAACAGGAAAAACAGUCCUAUUUGGUUUACAUUAGUUGCAUAAGAAGACCAGAAUGGGGGAAUUUCCUUGCAACAUAUCUCGGCUUGCUAUUCAAGAAUAAAGCAACUUUUUCAACUCAUGUAGUCUUUAUGUUUUUUGGGAUUGAGUUAGGCCUAGUCUCAAGUUAAGAGAAACAUGCAAAGUUACUCCUUACCAGAAUUUUGCUUAUAGAAGUUGGAUAGUUAUUUCCCCUUCCUCCUUGAACAUAUUAUGUGUGUUUCCUUGCAAUUCUGCUAUCACAAGCAAAUAAGCAUCCUGUACAGAUUGGGUCUCUAUGAUAUACAUUACCACAGUAAUGGUGAAAAAGAACACUCCCUUUGAUCUGGCAGCUAUUGUAGUCAGUUACAAGUAAUUAAAACUAAAAUUUUGGAACAAUUUGCUGAGAAGGUACACAUGUUCGGAGAACAUAAGUUUCUGUUUUUUUCUUUUUCUUAUUUUGUCCACUCUCAUAUUUACUCAAUGGAUGUAAAGGAUAUUAAUUCUUUUAACAUACUUUUGGAGCUUUAACAGAAAUGCCAGACAUUUGUGGAAGCUGAUUUUAUGGUUAUCAUCAUACUUGUUUACUCGUGGGAUUAUCUUGAAAAGUCUUUGAAGAUUAUGCUAUCUUUGACAUGUUUGAGAUAUUUACCUUAAUCACAGGGAUGGUACUGUGCCCAUCUCGUUUAUUCAAAAGUACCUCAUGAAGAAACAUAGUGUGACAUGGUUUGGUGCUAUUUUCUACAGGUGGAAAUAAUAUGUUGGGGUCAACCCGUGCUCCCAUCUUUGCAAAUGCAUAACUUAGUAGAUCUGUGGUUCUGCACAGCUUCAACAUCGAAAAGGGUGUUGAUCUCUACAUAAAUGAAUUUGUCUCUGUCCACCUUAUUAUUACUUACUUUAAUUCCUUACCCACCUUGUGAAAUGUAGUAAAAUUAACAUACCUCCUAUGAUAGAACCCAAUUGAGGAGCGAAGGCCCAACUGUUCAGUUCAUUGUCAGACCUAUUAAGUUAAUUUCUUCUCUCCCAAUAAUUUCUUCUAGUUUAUCAUUAACUCUCAGCUUUUGCAGGUUAUGCCUAUGAUUCAUUAACCUUCUUACAAGCGAAAUGAGAGAUUUUACUCAGAUUGAUCCCCAAACAAAACGGAUCUCUUCUAAACCUGGGCUCACUAACCUAGUAAAGAGUUUGACCAAUUAAUUUCAAGAAUCAAACAGAAAUUUUCACAUCAUUAUCUCAAUAACCAAACAGAUAUUUCAUAGGCUUAUCUCUAUAACCAAACAAAGAAAUCAAUUAUACCAACAACGCUACU